This is a messenger RNA of Parnassius apollo (apollo), 246 nucleotides long. Lineage: Eukaryota; Metazoa; Arthropoda; Insecta; Lepidoptera; Papilionidae. The record is from the annotation of a GenBank genome assembly.
AUGCCACGCGGACGCAGUAAAACUUGUCGUAUUCUGUGCGGUCGCCACUCUUUGCGAUCAUCAGAACGACCGCCUUUAAAUGAAAGCCAGCUUGCUAGAGUAUUACAAGAAGAAUAUUCAGACGAUGGGGAUUUUUCAUCAGGAUCGGGUGACAACUACGUUCCUGAGCGCGACAUUAACCAGACUGAAUCAGAAAGUAGUGAUAUAAUAUCUCAGUCUGAAGAAGAAGUAAGUUGCCUGAACUAG